AUGGCUACAAUGACAGUCACAGAGACUAAGACGCAAAGGGGACCCAGCCGGGCGUGGUGGAAGGAAGCAUCCAUCUACCAGAUCUACCCGGCUUCGUUCAAGGAUAGCAAUGGAGAUGGCCUCGGGGACGUCCGCGGCGUGAUCCAGAAGCUCGACUACCUGCAGAGUCUAGGAGUGGAUGCAGUGUGGCUAUGUCCAAUUUACAAGUCUCCUCAGAAAGACAUGGGCUAUGACAUAUCAGACUAUAGGAAUAUCCACGAGCCGUACGGUACCAUGCAAGACGUCGAGGAGCUGACUGGCGCUCUACACAGUCGUGGGAUGAAGAUGGUGAUGGAUUUGGUGGUCAACCACACCUCCGACCAACAUGCCUGGUUCCAGGAGUCAAAAGUAUCCCGCGACAAUCCUAAGCAUGACUUCUACAUCUGGAAAGAGCCACGUUUGGAGAAUGGCACACGCUCACCGCCCAACAAUUGGGCCUCCGCUUUUGGCGGCAGCGCUUGGACUUACAACGAGGCCAGAGACCAAUACUAUCUAGGGCUCUUCUGUCCUGAACAACCCGAUCUAAACUGGGAAAAUCCACAGGUGGUUAGAGAGGUCCACGAUGUCAUGACAUUCUGGCUUGAGAAGGGGAUCGAUGGCUUCCGCAUGGAUGUCAUCAACAUGAUCAGCAAAGUCCCAGGGCUGCCUGACGCACCGAUUACGCUGCCUGGCCGCAAGUACCAGCCUGGCGACAUGUACUACGCAUAUGGCCCACGGCUGAACGAGUACCUGCAGGGCUUACGCAGCGUUCUGGAUCGAUAUAAUGCCUUCGCAGUGGGUGAAAUGCCCAACGUCAAGAAAGACAGUCAAGUCGCCGCCGUGGUCGCGUCGGACCGCAAGGAGCUGAACAUGAUCUUUCAAUUCGACAUUGUGGAUAUGGACAUCGGCGACAACGGCAAAUUCUCGCCGCGUGGGUGGAGUCUCAACACGUUGAAGAACAUUGUCAAUCGUUGGCAGACAUUCAUGUACGACGUUGACGGUUGGAAUGCUCUGUUCCUCGAGAACCACGAUCAGGCCCGCUCGGUGUCACGCUUCACAAAACACCGGCCGGAACACCGCACGCUUGCUGCGAAGAUGCUUGCAACCUUCAUCGGGACACAAUCCGGGACGCUGUACAUCUAUCAGGGCCAGGAGCUCGGGAUGACCAGCCUGCCUGAGGACUGGUCUCUUGAUGAGUUCAGAGAUCUUGAGUCGCUCAACCACCACGCGGAAGCGGUGGAGUACUUCCACGGCAACGAGGAAGGCCUGAAAGAAUUCAUGCGUGAUCUGAGAAAGAAGGCGCGAGAUAAUGCCCGCUCACCAAUGCAGUGGAAUGCGGAGCAAAAUGCGGGCUUCAGCUCUGCAGAGGCGUGGAUGCGGGUCAAUGACAGCUAUCCCGAGAUCAACGCGAAGCAGCAGGACAAUGAGGCUUCGAGUGUGCUCAACUACUGGCGCACCCUGCUGAAGGCGCGAAAAGAGCACGUCGACAGCCUUGUCUACGGCAACUUCGAACUAGUGCAGGACUCUGAUGAGUCUGUUGUCUGCUUCAAGCGUGGUGGUGGACAUUGCGCGGAUGCUUGGACUGUACUGAACUUCACCGAUGAGGAGGUGGUAUGGAAGGCGCCAGAUGCGCUGUUGCAGACCAUUGCUUGUGGCAGACAGGUCAUUGGGACUUAUCAGGAUGCUGUCAUUCGAGACGGGAACAAGCUUCGGUUGAGACCGUUUGAGGCGAGGACUUUCAUCUAG
Molecule: messenger RNA, 1764 nt
Organism: Exophiala aquamarina CBS 119918
Lineage: Eukaryota; Fungi; Ascomycota; Eurotiomycetes; Chaetothyriales; Herpotrichiellaceae
Product: trehalose-6-phosphate hydrolase
Exons: 1
Coding region: 1-1764 (587 amino acids)
Biological process (GO): oligosaccharide catabolic process
Molecular function (GO): alpha-amylase activity
Source: RefSeq, a predicted model, not a curated record